AUUCGGCAAACUACCAAAACCAAUAGAGCUACAGCAAAGCAGCCAGCGAAAUAAUGGUCAAACAUAAGUUUGUACUUUUCUUAUUGUUAUGGAUGUUUCUAGUUAAGGUUGCACUUGGGAAGAUUACUUUCUUCAUACACGUAAACAAUGUGAAAAGUACAGGAAAUAAACUCCAUGGCGGUGGGUGUUGUCAGGGUGUAACAGGUACUCACUGUACCACGUUAUGUAAGCCUGUCCUCACUGUGUGUCUCAAAGACAACACCCAUACCUGUGUCUCUAGUUUUACCACAACCUUGGACAUGCGUCAACAGUCUGUCACAUACGGUUCUAAAGUUGGCAACACCACAAAUCCACAGUUUUUGGAAGUGGACAACUGGAAAAAUUUCUAUGACAAGAUAGCAGUGACAGUGCAAGAUAUGGGACCUUCUUCUACAGCACUCAUCUACCAGACCGAAUUUACUAAUGCCCGUCUUAGAAUUGGAAACAACAUUCUGUCACAGAACUGGCAGCAAAAAAAAUUAGCAGCUAAUGUUUUCUCAUUACAGUUAACUUACAAAGCGUACUUUUCUGAGGGUUACUAUGGAUCUGACUGCACCGCUCACUGUCCUUGUAAUCCAAACAAGUGUGUGAUCAACGGGCAUACCUAUUGUAAAAUGGGUUGGCGUGGCACCAACUGUAACCAAGACGUUAACGAAUGUUCUACACACAAUUUCUGCAGUCAUGGUCACUGUACAAACACUAAUGGUAGUUUUCACUGUACCUGUCUUCCCUCCGUGUAUGGUCUGAAGUGUCAACUUGAUGAGGAUGAAUGUUUACUGAAGCCAUGUAAUGGUGGAGAGUGCGUUAAUAAAGUCGGAAGUUACCAGUGUCAGUGUAAGACCGGAACUACUGGUAAAAACUGUGAAGCUUUAACGGCGCAUGAAUGCUCAACGACCACCUGCAAUAGGCAUGGAACGUGUAGUGUCCAAUAUCAUAAGACAUUGUGUACGUGUGAUACAGGCUACUCAGGGACUGACUGUUCCGUCAGAGACUUCUGUAGAAACAAUAAAUGUCAGCAUAGUUCUACUUGUGUUACCGGUGAAACAAACUAUACCUGUCACUGUCAGAAAGGUUAUACGGGUCAAUAUUGUGAAGCUCGGGAUUACUGCGCCAGUCAACCUUGUCUUAACUCGGGAGUUUGUACGAACACCCCGACAGGAUACCAGUGCAAAUGUGUUCAUUAUUUUACUGGGAUAACAUGCAAUACGUGUAACUAUUGUGAAGGAAUUAAUUGCAGUGGUAAUGGGGUUUGUCACGUGGUUGGGAAGGGUCGUCAUUGUUCUUGUAACCCAGGGUAUACAGGUGCCGACUGUGAAAACCGUGACUACUGCUAUAACAAGAACUGCUCAAACCAUGGAAAUUGUAACAACGGAAACAAUGAGUUCACGUGUACCUGUAGUGGCGGAUACACCGGUAAAGACUGCGACGCGCGGGAUUAUUGCUACAACAAAAACUGUUCUCACCGCGGUACUUGUCGUAACGAAAAUACAACAUAUACAUGUAACUGUACCGCUGGAUUCGCGGGUACAAACUGUGAAAAAAUAGAUUAUUGUAACAACCAGCACUGUUCUAACCACGGUACUUGUCGUAACGGAAAUGCCACAUAUACAUGUAUCUGUAAUGCUGGGUACAUGGGGCGAAACUGUGAAAAAAUAGGUCAUUGUAAUAAUUUAUUUUGUUCUAACCAUGGCACUUGUCGUAAAGAAAAUACAACAUCUACAUGUAAUUGUAACCCUGGAUUCAUCGGUACUAACUGUGAAAAAGUAGAUUAUUGUUACAACCAGCGUUGUUCUAACCACGGUACUUGUCAUAACGAAAAUACAACAUAUGCAUGCAAUUGUAACCCUGGAUUCAUCGGUACUAACUGUGAAAAAGUAGAUUAUUGUAACAACCAGCGCUGUUCUAACCACGGUACUUGUCACAACGAAAAUACAACAUAUACCUGUAACUGUACCGAUGGAUUCGCGGGUACUAACUGUGAAAAAGUAGAUUAUUGUAACAAUCAGCGCUGUUCUAACCACGGUACUUGUCAUAACGAAAAUACAACAUAUACAUGUAGCUGUACCGAUGGAUUCGCGGGUACUAACUGUGAAAAAGUAGAUUAUUGUAAGAACCAGCGCUGUUCUAACCACGGUACUUGUCAUAACGGAAAUGCAACAUAUACAUGUAACUGCACCGCUGGAUUCAUCGGUACAAACUGUGAAAAAAUAGAUUAUUGUAACAACCAGCACUGUUCUAACCACGGUACUUGUCGUAACGGAAAUACAACAUAUACUUGCAUCUGUAAUGCUGGGUACAUGGGGCGAAACUGUGAAAAAAUAGGUCAUUGUAAUAAUUCAUUUUGUUCUAACCAUGGCACUUGUCGUAAAGAAAAUACAACAUAUACAUGUACAUGUUACGUUGGCCACAUUGGUAGAAAAUGUGAAAAAGUAGAUUAUUGUAACAACCAGCACUGUUCUAACCACGGUACUUGUCAUAACGGAAAAACUACAUAUACCUGUAACUGUACCGAUGGAUUCAUCGGUACAAACUGUGAAAAAGUAGAUUAUUGUAACAAUCAGCGCUGUUCUAACCACGGUACUUGUCAUAACGGAAAUAACGGACAUACAUGUAACUGUACUGCUGGAUACACGGGUACUAACUGUGAAAAAAUAGAUUAUUGUAACAACCAGCGCUGUUCUAAUCACGGUACUUGUAAUGGAAAUACAGCCUACACAUGUAAUUGUAACUCCGGAUUCACCGGUACAAACUGCGACAAAAUAGAUUAUUGUAAGAACCAGCGCUGUUCUAACCACGGUACUUGUCAUAACGGAAAUAACGGAUAUACAUGUAACUGUACCGCUGGGUACACCGGUACAAACUGCGAACAUUGCUUCAAUAACAGAUCUAAGAAUGGGGGUAGUUGUCACAAUGGAGUGUCAAACUAUACGUGUUCGCACAAUGUGAUUGCUCUGAUAUCUUUUGCAAUUCACAUUUGGUGGAAAUUUUAUUUUUGAUAUGUCAUCUAUUUACUGUAUACUUUAUGUGGCUUUCAAUUCUGUGCAAAUAUAUAUUAAUCUUUGGUAAUUUUGGGAGAUACAUAUAAGCAUAUUGAAACGCCAUUUGCAUUAUCUAACUAGCUGUUGGUCUGAUCCCCUAUCAAGCUUUGAAUAUAUUUUCUUUUUCUAUUUUUGUCAUUUUCGAUAACAUUUUUCAUAUUUAUAUUGGUGUUCAUUCAAUUGAUAUUUAGUCAGAAAAAAACAGAGCUACAUUCAGAUAUUGCAGCAUGAAGAAGCAAAGACAAUUAUAUAAAUAAUUGUAUUUUUGUGUUGAAUGUUGUUUUGUGAAAAUACAAGUACGUAAUUAUACCAAGUUAUUUGUUUUAUGACUAUUGAUUUUUUGUUUGCCUUAUGUGCCUGUCAUGGAUAUUCUUCCAGCUGGCUUUGCACGUGGUAGGUGUUGUGUUAUGCAAUUCCCUCAUUCGUAAGUCGCUGCAGCUUCCCUGUAGACGGUAACACAAUUCCAAAAUGUUCUAGGGUCGACUCUUUCCUCUUCAGCCAUUGCAAAUCCUCGUCAUGGUCAAAGAAUUGAUGUUGUCGGUACCUGACCAGUUAGUGCUUGGUCAUUUUUACUCAACCUACGCUAGUGAUGGCGGCGAAAAUCAUGGCACAACCACCUCCUCCUUCUUACCUUACUUGCAUUUAUACUUGUAUGUAUUAAUGUGAUUUGAUUUUUUUUUAUGCUCGUUUUUAUCUUUUUGCUUUAUACUUUGCGCAUUUUGUAUUUUUGUAUAUAUUCUAGAUUGUAAUUUUAAGGCAUCAGCAUAUGGAAAUACUACUUUGUAUAUGACCACCUGAUCCCCAAUCAUGUUUUUGUAUAUUUUUCAUUAUUUAGAAUAAAUGACAUUUUUCAUCUCUA
Ostrea edulis (European flat oyster) is the source of this 3936-nucleotide messenger RNA. Its product is annotated as neurogenic locus notch homolog protein 1-like. The transcript is spliced from 6 exons. The coding region runs from base 54 to 3035 and encodes 993 amino acids. Gene Ontology annotation, molecular function: calcium ion binding. Lineage: Eukaryota; Metazoa; Mollusca; Bivalvia; Ostreida; Ostreidae. The record is from RefSeq and is a predicted model, not a curated record.